GGCAACAAUACCGCCAAUUAUUUUUAAUAAUGGCCGCUUAUGUUGGUGGGUGCUCGCAAGGCGACGACCACCGCUAAUAUUAUUUGAACUAUUCAACUUAAUAUCGUGUUCACGUUUAUUUAAUCAACAUGGGGCUCCGAACAAUAUUAAAGAAGCUCAAAGCAAAGGAGAGGGAAGUACGAAUUCUCAUACUAGGACUCGACAAUGCGGGAAAAACGACUUUAUUAAAGAAAUUUAAUGGGGAAGAUAUCACGACCAUAUCACCGACGCUCGGAUUUAAUAUCAAGACCCUGGAACACCGCGGAUUUAAAAUGAACAUGUGGGACGUCGGUGGACAGAAAUCCCUCCGCGCUUACUGGAGGAACUACUUCGAGAGCACGGAAGCCAUUAUUUGGGUCGUCGACAGUUCGGACCGCAGGCGUCUGCAGGAUUGUCGAGACGAGCUGCGUUCCGUCAUCUGCGAAGAGAAACUGCUCGGCACAACUCUGCUGGUGUACGCCAACAAGCAGGACCUGCCGGGUGCCUUGUCGCCAGAAGAAAUCAAACAGGCAUUAGAGCUGGAAGACAUUAACCACCUGCACUGGCACAUCGUUCCCUGCAGUGCAUAUCUGGGCAGCAACCUUGUGCAAGGGAUCGACUGGAUGCUCAACGAUGUCUCCACCAGGUUAUAUACGCUGGACUGAACUCCUAGAAUCGCAGCUUUGUCCCACGAUUGUUCUAAUGGCCCAUAAACGUCGACUGGGACCUUGCUUUCAGCUUUGCCUAAUUAAAAAUAAUAAAUGUGGAUGCCUACUGGUAUAUACAAACAUCCAAAAGAGGGAUCUGUGCUGUUUUGUAACAGACCGUAAAUGUUUAUUUCAGUCAAAUGCUCUCAGUGUUCUUAGUGUGUCUUAGUCUCCCACUACAUAAUGUAACUUUUUUUUGUUGCUGGCAAAGUUUCUGUUGUCGGUUUCAGUAGUGUUCAAGGUGAUGCAUGUUGUCAUAAUUUUCGCUGUUUUAGUACAUCCGCUACAAUAUAUGAUAACAGUUCGUGGCAGCUACCGUUAAAUACUGAACAUCGAUAACAUAAUUUCUAGGAAAUUGUGUAACGUGGAAUUUGUAGGGGGGGAAAUUGUAAGUGCAAGAGACGACAAAAGUACCUCUUAUAAAGAAUUAUUGAAGCUCAAUUUUACCUGCCAUCUUCUUAAAAGGCACAUGAGAGGCUAUCGGGAUUCCUUCAUUGUUUGCAAGUUCAUGGAAACCUAUCUGAAGAGUUGACUAUAGUUUGGGGUCGUAUUUUCCCUGUAAUCACGGGCAUAGCGGGGCCGAAAGUGCGCGAGAUAGGUGCAUUACAAAAGGAAUAUUAGAACCAUAUGGAUCUUGAUAGAAAACAACGAAAUUGCACACCGGCUUGACGCAACAAAUAACAAUUUUAAUGCAGACGUUUCGUCUCCCAUGCGGGGGACAUCAUCAGUGAAAGCAAAAUGAGAGGCGACCGCAACCAGCAGAUUACUUAACCAGGUUGUUAUUAACCAAUUGUUAUUUGUUGCGUCAAGCCGGUGUGCAAUUUCGUUGUUUUCUAUCAUGACUUCUCCUGGCUUCUGGAAUAUUUUUGCAUAUGGAUCUUGCACGCAGAAGGACUCAAAAUAUGUUGGACAGUUUCCAUUUGUGAGAAUAGAUGGAUGCAACGCUGAUUCUGUCCAAUGGCCGUACCUGAUUACCGUUUCCAUAUCGUAAGCAGGAACACGACCCCCCUACUUUUCGACACCGGCCAUUUAUAUAAUUAAAAGAAAUGUGCUCGUGUUGACUGUUAUUUACUGACACGUGAUAUUCACAACAUGUAAUAAAAGUAUGUCAGACGUCUGA
This is a messenger RNA of Ornithodoros turicata, 1845 nucleotides long. It is a transcript of the gene Arl2, whose product is annotated as ADP-ribosylation factor-like protein 2. Gene Ontology annotation, molecular function: GTPase activity; GTP binding. The transcript has 5 exons. The record is from RefSeq and is a predicted model, not a curated record. The coding region runs from base 129 to 683 and encodes 184 amino acids. Gene Ontology annotation, cellular component: cytoplasm; microtubule cytoskeleton. NCBI's taxonomy places the organism in Eukaryota, Metazoa, Arthropoda, Arachnida, Ixodida, Argasidae. Gene Ontology annotation, biological process: protein folding.